Molecule: messenger RNA, 1398 nt
Organism: Charadrius vociferus (killdeer)
Lineage: Eukaryota; Metazoa; Chordata; Aves; Charadriiformes; Charadriidae
Gene: KMT5A
Product: SET domain containing (lysine methyltransferase) 8
Exons: 10
Coding region: 1-1398 (465 amino acids)
Molecular function (GO): protein binding; histone H4K20 methyltransferase activity
Source: RefSeq, a predicted model, not a curated record
AUGCCUCAGACAUUAAAUGAAGACAAAGACGAUGGAAGUCUGGCCAGAGAUGAGAAGAAUAAUUCAAACUCUCCCUGCAAUCAUGGCAAGAAAGUGACGGUUUUGAUGUCUUGCGUUGAAAAGAUAGUUGUCCAUCAGGCCUGUGAGCAUGUUCAUCCUCAACUGGGAGAGGAAAAGGAGAGUGUUCAGUUGUAUCGCCAUCCUGAACUGGCUGAUUACGUUGCUAGUGGAGCUUUACAGCCCCACUGGAACCAGGGGUGCCCGGGCCCCGCGGUGAGGAGGCGGGGGCUGCGAGGCGGCGCAGGAGGGAGGAAGUAUUGCCGAUGCACCGUCAGGCCGGACAGGGCGGGGGUACGUCCUAGCCACCGCUCCCGGGGCAGGAACGAGCCGGCGGGGCCCGCUCCCGGCGGGGUCUCCUACCCACGUGGCGGGGCCCUGCUGCGGAAGGGCGUUACUUUCCGGGCAGCCAAUCAGAGCGAGAAUGUGUUUAUUGGUCAAUCCAAAAUCUACAGCUACCUGAAUCCUAACAAAACUCCUGGUGCUCGCCCACCGCUUCAAGAAGAAAACUCUGUCAUGUAUCACGAGGUGAAAUGUCAGGGCAAAACACUAAACGAAACCUACAGGAAAGGAGAUGAAAAAAAGAAUGGUGGCAAUAUAAUUGAAGGUGCUAUGAAACCAGAAGACCAGAAAGACAAAGAAAGUGGGUGCAAUGCUUCGGUGCCCUCCUCUGAUCAAAACCAAGAAACUGUAGAAACCCAAAAGGCGCCCCUGCCUUCAGACUGUGCUGAUGAGGCCAACGCAAAGCCAGCUCAGAAAAAGAUGGUUAAAGCAAAACGUGGACCAAGGAGAAAAACGCAAGGAAGGACACCAAAUCGAAAAGUGACAGAUUAUUACCCAGUUAGAAGAAGUUCCAGGAAGAGCAAAUCUGAAUUGGAGACUGAGGAGAGGAGAAAAAUAGAUGAGCUUAUUACAAGCGGGAAAGAAGAAGGAAUGAAGAUUGAUUACAUCGAUGGUAAGGGGAGAGGAGUGAUCGCUACUAAACAUUUUAAUCGAGGAGAAUUUGUAGUGGAAUAUCAUGGGGAUCUCAUAGAGAUCACUGAUGCUAAAAAGCGAGAAGCUGUGUAUGCUCAAGAUCCAUCCACAGGCUGCUAUAUGUACUAUUUUCAGUACCUCAGCAAAACGUACUGUGUUGAUGCUACAAAAGAAACGAAUCGUCUGGGAAGACUCAUUAAUCACAGCAAAUGUGGCAAUUGUCAAACAAAGCUUCAUGACAUUGACGGUGUGCCUCAUCUCAUACUGAUAGCUUCCAGAGACAUUAAAGCAGGUGAAGAACUGUUGUACGACUAUGGAGACAGGAGCAAAGCUUCCAUUGAAGCUCAUCCAUGGCUGAAACACUAA